Myotis daubentonii (Daubenton's bat) is the source of this 3800-nucleotide messenger RNA. RefSeq names its product syntaxin binding protein 3 (gene STXBP3). NCBI's taxonomy places the organism in Eukaryota, Metazoa, Chordata, Mammalia, Chiroptera, Vespertilionidae. Gene Ontology annotation, biological process: vesicle-mediated transport. The record is from RefSeq and is a predicted model, not a curated record.
CGUGGCCACCGGAGCGCCCCAAAUCCCCGCUGAAGUAGGUGGCGAGCCGGCGGGAGGCGGCGGCCGCUCCUCCGCAGCGACGGGAAGAUGGCGCCGCCGGAGACGGAACGGGGGCUGAAGAGCGUCGUGUGGCAGAAUAGAGAAACAUUGAUGUGAGAGAGAAACAUCCACCUGUUGCUUCCUGUACCCGACCCAGGAUUGAACCUGCAACCUGGGCAUGUGCCCUCACCUGACGUUUGAACCGGCGACCUUUCAGUGCACGGGAGGACACUCAACCAAGUGAUCCAGACUGGCCAGGGCAGUUCUUAGAGUCUUGGUGUAAAUAGAAACAUAACCGGAAAUUCAAGAUGAUGUUCAUUCAACAUUUAGGGAGGGGAGAGAGAGAGAGAGAGAGAGAGAGAGAGAGAGAGAGAGAGAGAGAGAGAGAGAAGGGGAUGCCUGUGAGGUCUCUUAGUAAAAGGUGACAGGGUCUGAAGAAAUGAUGAAAGAAUCUCCUUAGAGAAAUAAAAGCAACAGUGUUUGAUGACUGCAAGAAAGAAGACGAAUGGAAGAUAAUGCUUUUAGAUGAAUUUACCACUAAGCUUUUGGCAUCGUGUUGCAAAAUGACAGAUCUUCUAGCAGAGGGUAUAACUGUUGUGGAGAAUAUUUAUAAGAUUCGGGAACCUGUCAGACAGAUGAAAGCUCUUUAUUUUAUCUCUCCAACAUCAAAGUCUGUAGACUGUUUUUUACGUGACUUUCCAAGUAAGUCGGAGAGUAAAUAUAAAGCGGCAUACAUAUACUUCACUGACUUUUGCCCUGAUAGUCUCUUUAACAAAAUUAAGUCUUCUUGUUCCAAGUCAAUAAGAAGAUGUAAAGAAAUAAAUAUUUCCUUCAUUCCACUUGAAUCUCAGGUAUACACUCUUGAUGUACCAGAUGCAUUCUAUUACUGUUACAGUCCAGAUCCCAGUAAUGCAAAUGGAAAAGAUGCUGUAAUGGAAGCUAUGGCUGAGCAGAUAGUUACCGUGUGUGCUAGCCUUGAUGAAAAUCCCGGAGUAAGGUAUAAAAGUAAACCUCUAAAUAAUGCCAGUAAACUUGCCCAACUUGUUGAAAAAAAACUUGAAAACUACUACAAGACUGACGAAAAGAGCCUAAUAAAGGGUAAAACUCAUUCCCAGCUCAUAAUAAUUGACCGUGGCUUUGAUCCUGUGUCCACUGUCCUGCAUGAACUGACGUUUCAGGCAAUGGCAUAUGAUCUACUGCCGAUUGAGAAUGAUACAUACAAAUAUAAAACUGAUGGGAAAGAAAAGGAGGCGAUCCUUGAAGAAGAUGAUGACCUCUGGGUCAGAAUUCGACACCGGCAUAUUGCAGUUGUAUUAGAGGAAAUUCCCAAGCUUAUGAAGGAAAUUUCAUCAACAAAGAAAGCAACAGAAGGAAAGACAUCACUUAGUGCUCUUGCCCAACUGAUGAAAAAGAUGCCGCAUUUCCGAAAACAGAUUACUAAGCAAGUUGUUCAUCUUAACAUAGCAGAAGAUUGCAUGAAUAAAUUCAAGUCUAAUAUAGAAAAGCUCUGCAAAACUGAACAGGACCUGGCGCUGGGAACUGAUGCAGAAGGACAGAAGGUGAAGGAUUCCAUGCGAGUGCUCUUGCCAGUUCUGCUCAGCAAAAACCACGACAAUUAUGAUAAAAUACGAGCAAUCCUGCUAUAUAUCUUCAGUAAUAAUGGAACAACGGAAGAAAAUCUGGAUAGGUUGAUCCAGAAUGUAAAGAUAGAAAAUGAGAGUGAUAUGAUUCGUAACUGGAGUUACCUUGGUGUCCCCAUUGUCCCCCCGUCUCCACAAGGCAAACCAUCAAGAAAGGAUCGGUCUGCAGAAGAAACUUUCCAACUCUCUCGAUGGACACCUUAUAUCAAAGAUAUUUUGGAGGAUGCCAUUGAUAAUAGAUUAGAUUCAAAGGAAUGGCCAUAUUGUUCCCAGUGCCCAGCAGUGUGGAAUGGCUCAGGAGCUGUAAGUGCUCGCCAGAAACCCAGAGGUAAUUAUUUGGAAGACCGAAAAAACGGGUCCACACUGAUUGUUUUUGUUAUCGGAGGAAUUACGUACUCUGAAAUGCGUUGUGCUUACGAAGUUUCUCAGGCACACAAAUCCUGUGGAGUUAUUAUUGGUUCUACCCAUAUUUUAACACCCAAAAAGCUGUUGGAUGACAUAAAGAUGCUGAAUAAAUCCAAGGAUAAAGUCUCCAUUAUGAAGGAUGAAUAGUAUUUGUGGGUGGGAUGGUUCUUACUCAUUCUUUCAACUAAACUAGAGCAAAGACAGUGUUGCUUUUAUGCAGUUUCAACAAUGUAAAUAUUUUAUGGAAUAAUGGUUUUUCAAAUAUAUUUCUUAAAGGACUGCUUAUGGUUACAUAUAAUUGGAUUUGACAUUUUUAAUUUAAACAUUGAUAUUUUGUUGAUGAUGAGAAGAAAUAUUAAAAUGCUUUUAAAAGAAAAUCUUUUCACCUUUGGAAUAGAAUAUGAGUUAUGGGUAAUUUUUUACAGCCACCUGUGUACAUACUAAUGACUUCUUAAAUACUUAUCUGUUUUAUACUGAAGUAUAGUUUUUGGGAAAAGAAUGAUUUUAAAUGAAAAGGUUAUAAAAUUAAAAACUGUAAAUGUGUAUAUAUAUGAUAAAGGAUUUUUCUGUACAUGAGAUUUUUCUUUCAACUAAAAUUUAUAAUUUCCUUUAUGUGUAAAAUAAUUCAGUUGUAAAAUUAGAAAGAUUUCACAGUAUGUACUGUCUUUCUAGAUACUUCUAAAGAACACAGUUUUAUAUCACUUUGAAAUCAUGUAUGUUUAAAUUGAAAAACCAAAAGUACUCAUGAAUAUUCUAAGAAAAAAUAAAUAUGUAGUUACAAAAUUAUCUUUGUUUUGGGUGGGGAGAGGUAGAGGAAGUUAGGAAGUUUAAAAGUUCUAAGCCAAGUAGUUAGAAAGGGAAUGCACAUUAAUCUUCCUACCAAGGUAACCCAUUGACUUUUUUAAAAGUCAUGUAAUAUAUGUGUAAGGUUGGGUAAUACUGUUUCCAUGCACUGCUUGACAGCAGGGAUAUGUUCGGAGAAAUGUGGCAUUAGGCAAUUUUGUCCUUGUGUGGAUAUCAUCGAGUACCUUACACACAACCUGCUGCACACCUGGCUUGUAUGGUGUAGCCUAUCGUUCCCAGGCUACAAGCCUGUACAACAUGAGAUUAAAUCAAGCAGAAGAGAAAACGAUGCAAUCGAGAGACACGCUAAACACAAGAUGUACGAGGCUGCUGCUGGCAUAACACACCAUACUGCUUUACGGCAGACUUUUUAAAAAAUGUUUUCAUUGGUUUUAGAAAGAGAGGAAGGGAGAGAAAGAGAAACAUUGAUGCGAGAGAGAAACAUCAAUCAGUUGCCUCCUGUACCCACCCCAACUGGGGAUCAAACCCAAAACCCUGGGAAUAUGCCCUGACUGGGAAUGGAACCAGUGACCUUUCAGUGCAUGGGAUGACUCUCAACCAACUGAGCCACACCAGCCAGGGUAAAAUUUUUUAUGAAUAGAAAAGAAAAAAUAUACUCUAAAAUGACAAUAAAAAGUAUAAAUGCAGCCCAGCCGGUGUGGCUUAGUGGUUGAGCAUCAGCCUAUGAACCAGGAGGUCAUGGUUCAAUUCCCAGUCAAGGGCACAUGCCUGGGUUACGGGCUUGAUCCCCAGUAGGGGGUGGCAAGAGGCAGCCAAUCAAUGAUUCUCUCUCAUCUUUGAUGCUUCUAUCUCUCCUCCUCCCUCUUUGAAAUCAAUAAAAAAUAUACUUUUUAAAAAGUAUAAAUACAUAAA